Messenger RNA from Symbiodinium pilosum, 176 nucleotides. The record is from the annotation of a GenBank genome assembly. NCBI's taxonomy places the organism in Eukaryota, Dinophyceae, Suessiales, Symbiodiniaceae.
GCGGUGGAUGUGGUAGCCUCCUCGCAGAAGACGAACAGAGGCCUGGUGAAGUUCAACUUCAUCGGAUCGCCAUCAGAAAGGACUUUCCGAAAUCGCCGCUAUGUAACCUACGAGUACGAGUCGAGCAUCUGCCCGGGAAUCGUUACGCAAGGUGUUUCUGGAGCUUCCUGCACUGA